UUCAAUGAUGUGCAUGUGAAAUUCAGCCAAGAAGAGUGGGCCUUGCUGGAACCUUCCCAGAAACAACUCUACAAAGAUGUGAUGCUAGAGACCUGUGAAAACCUCACUGCUAUAGGCUACAAUUGGGAUGACCAUAAUAUUGAAGAACAUUUUCAAAGUUCUACAGAAAGCAGUCAUACUGGAGAGAAACCCUUUAAAUGCACUCUAUGUGGGAAAACCUUCCCCUAUAUCACUGUUCUUAUAUGGCAUAAAAGAACACACACUGGAGAGAAGCCUUACAAAUGUAAUCAAUGUGGUAAAGCCUUUGCAAAAAGCAGUCAGCUCAUACGACAUAAAAGAACACAUACUGGAGAGAAACAUUAUGAAUGUAAUGAGUGUGGCAAAGCCUUUGCACAAAACAGUACUCUCUUAAGCCAUACAAGAACACACACUGGAGAGAAACCUUAUGAAUGUAAUGAGUGUGGCAAAGCCUUUGCGCAAAACAGUACUCUCUUAAGCCAUAAAAGAACACACACUGGAGAGAAACCUUAUGAAUGUAACCAGUGUGGUAAAGCCUUUGCACAAAACAGUCAUCUCAUAAGCCAUAAAAGAACACACACUGGAGAGAAACCUUAUGAAUGUAAUGAGUGUGGUAAAGCCUUUGCAAAAAACAGUCAUCUCAUGAGCCAUAAAAGAACACACACUGGAGAGAAACCUUAUGAAUGUAAUGAGUGUGGCAAAGCCUUUGCAGAAAACAGUACUCUCUUAAGCCAUAAAAGAACACACACUGGAGAGAAACCUUAUGAAUGUAACCAGUGUGGUAAAGCCUUUGCACAAAACAGUCAUCUCAUAAGCCAUAAAAGAACACACAUUGGAGAGAAACCUUAUGAAUGUAAUGAGUGUGGUAAAGCCUUUGCAAAAAACAGUCAUCUCAUGAGCCAUAAAAGAACACACACUGGAGAGAAACCUUAUGAAUGUAAUGAGUGUGGUAAAGCCUUUGCACAAAACAGUACUCUCUUAAGCCAUAAAAGAACACACACUGGAGAGAAACCUUAUGAAUGUAAUGAGUGUGGUAAAGCCUUUGCAAAAAACAGUCAUCUCAUGAGCCAUAAAAGAACACACUCUGGAGAGAAACCUUAUGAAUGUAAUGAGUGUGGCAAAGCCUUUGCACAAAACAGUACUCUCUUAAGCCAUAAAAGAACACACACUGGAGAGAAACCUUAUGAAUGUAACCAAUAUGGUAAAGCCUUUGCAGAAAACAGUACUCUCUUAAGCCAUAAAAGAACACACAGCAAAGAGAAACCUUAUGAAUGUAACCAGUGUGGUAAAUCCUUUGCAGGAAAAAAUGAUCUCAUAAGACAUAAAAGAACACAUACUGGAAAGAAACCUUAUGAAUAUAUCCAAUCUGAUAAAGCCUUUGCACAGCAGAGUACUCUCCAACGGCAUAAAAGAACACACACUGGAGAGAAACCUUACGAAUGUAACCAGUGUGGUAAAGCCUUUGCAGAAAAGAAUAAUCUCAUACGGCAUAAAAGAACACACACUGGAGAGAAACGUUAUGAAUGUAACCAGUGUGGUAAAGCCUUUACACGAAACAGUCAUCUCAUAAGACAUAAAAGAACACACACUGGAGAGAAACCUUAUGAAUGUAACCAUUGUGGUAAAACCUUUGCAGAAAACAGUACUCUCUUAAGCCAUAAAAGAACACACACUGGAGAGAAACCUUAUGAAUGUAACCAGUGUGGUAAAACCUUUGCAGAAAAGAAUAAUCUCAUACGGCAUAAAAGAACACACACUGGAGAGAAACCUUAUGAAUGUAACCAGUGUGGUAAAACCUUUGCAGAAAAGAAUAAUCUCAUACGGCAUAAAAGAACACACACUGGAGAGAAACCUUAUGAAUGUAACCAGUGUGGUAAAACCUUUGCAGAAAAGAAUAAUCUCAUACGGCAUAAAAAAACACACACUGGAGAGAAACCUUAUGAAUGUAACCAGUGUGGUAAAGCCUUUGCAGAAAACAGUACUCUAUUAAGCCACAAAAGAACACACAGUGGAGAGAAACCUUAUGAAUGUAACCAGUGCGGUAAAGCCUUUGCACAAAACAGUGCUCUCAUAAGCCAUAAAAGAACACACACUGGAGAGAAACCUUAUGAAUGUAACCAGUGUGGUAAAGCCUUUGCACAAAACAGUGCUCUCAUAAGCCAUAAAAGAACACACACUGGAGAGAAACCUUAUGAAUGUAACCAGUGUGGUAAAGCCUUUGCACAAACCAGUACUCUCUUAAGCCAUAAAAGAAAACACACUGGAAAGAAACCUUAUACGUAUACUCAACAUGAUAAAGCCCUUGCACAACAGAGUAGUCUCCAAAAACAUGAAAAAACACACAGUGGAGAGAAGCCUGGUGAGGGUAAUUAG
Meriones unguiculatus (Mongolian gerbil) is the source of this 2391-nucleotide messenger RNA. RefSeq names its product zinc finger protein 431-like. NCBI's taxonomy places the organism in Eukaryota, Metazoa, Chordata, Mammalia, Rodentia, Muridae. The annotation marks the transcript as partial. Gene Ontology annotation, biological process: regulation of transcription by RNA polymerase II. The record is from RefSeq and is a predicted model, not a curated record. Gene Ontology annotation, molecular function: RNA polymerase II cis-regulatory region sequence-specific DNA binding; DNA-binding transcription factor activity. The transcript is spliced from 4 exons.